Molecule: messenger RNA, 1938 nt
Organism: Penicillium verhagenii
Lineage: Eukaryota; Fungi; Ascomycota; Eurotiomycetes; Eurotiales; Aspergillaceae
Product: CCCH zinc finger protein
Exons: 2
Coding region: 1-1938 (645 amino acids)
Biological process (GO): box C/D snoRNP assembly
Cellular component (GO): nucleus
Molecular function (GO): RNA binding; metal ion binding
Source: RefSeq, a predicted model, not a curated record
AUGAGCUCGCAGGGCUUUUCUUUUCCUCCACCACCUCCUCCCCCGGCGGUCUCGCAGCAACCUUUAUCAUACCCCUCUGCGCAGUAUGGAAAUGGUCAGUGGCAGGGACGUGGGGGAAGUGGACGAGGUGGUGGUGGUGGCCGUGGACGAGGCCGUGGCCAUGUGAACGCGGGUCGAGCUGCUCACUACUCCUCCGAUGCUAAUCGGCCUCCAUACAAUCCUCCGAAUCACAGCUCCAACCCAGCAAGCUACGGAUAUCCACCACAUCCCAUGACCGUAGUAGCGUCGUACAUGCCUGGAACGCCAUACCCCCCUCACGUUCAAAACAACUACCAACACCCCCCGAAUCCUUCCCCAUACCAACCUCCUCAACAUUUCUCACAGCCCGCUGGAUCGGCACCCUACCAACCGAUACCUGGCUUUAACAACGCCAGUCACACACAUCCCAAUCCUUUCUCUACACAGACUACGCCCUCAUACCCACCGGUCCAACCUACGCAACAUGCUUCAUCCCCAAAUACUCCUGUGAUCAUGGGCUCGACGCACUGGAGUCCCGAUCCACCAGCGUAUGCAGGUCAGCUUGGGCAUGGACAUGGACGUGGUGGACACCGGGGUUCUCACCAUGGAAAUCAUGGGCCCAAACCACGACAUCACAACAAACGAGAUCAUGCAUCUGCCUUUAAUAAACCACAGUCCACGGCGCCCAAAGUCCCAGCCCCGCCUGCAGUCCCAAGUUUCGGAAAUCCUUUGCCAUGCAAGCCACCUCCUGCAGCAGAUGCGACUCGCAAACCACCCAAGAAGCGCAAGAGGAAGCACAAUGUACUUGGAUUAACCCCCAAAACAGACGAACACGAAUCUAGCGAGGAAGAAGAGGAUGUGGAUGAGGAAUCCAAAGCCACCAAUCCCGAUGCUGGGCCGAUGCAGAUUACAUACAAGGGACGAACAUCUACCCUGCAAUCCUCCACAGAUAUCGCUGCAUGGAUCGCAGAGCGAAAGAAGAAAUUCCCUACCCAAGCUCGAAUCGAAGAAAAGAAGAAGGCUACCGAGGAGGCGAACGCUGCCCGGGAAGCCGCGCGCCGAGAGAAGGCGCAAGAAAGAGCUAAAGAAUUAGAAAAACAAACCCCGGCUGCGUUCAACGCCGGGCGAAAGCUUAAUGACGCCCAAGGGGACCCAGCUCUGGAAGAGGCCAAACGGGCCCAGCGCAAAGCUGACAAAAUCCGGCGCACCCUAGACCGAGAGCAGAAACGCUUCGCCAAAGCCGAAGCCGAAGCCGAAGCCGCACGACUGAAAGUUGAGGCGCUACAAAGACAGGUGUUGGGUUUAAAUCAAGAUCAGCCGAAUGGCACAUCUGCAACAUCUGCAACAUCUGCAGCCGCACCUGCUGGAUCCCCCGUUGGCUUCUCAACCUCAUCGAGUGUAGUGGACCCCGUGAUGGCUAGUAACACGGACACGCCGGAGGGCCAAACAUCUCCAUCGGCUACAACUUCUCGAGAAAUUACGGUAGCGGCGGAUGGUAUGGAUGCAAUGGAUCUUGAGUCUGAUGGCUCGGACCCCACCGAUUGGACCUCUACUAGUGGAUCUGACAGCGAGUCGGACUCCGACAGCGAUGAUGAUUCCGCGCCAGAGGCUGUGAGUUCGCGGCGUGUGGGGCCGGAAAAGGUGGCUCCACCACCUCGUGAGGGGAAGAAGCAAACUUGCCGACACUUUGCUCGUACAGGCCAGUGCAACCGUGGCGAGAAAUGCAAAUUUUCUCAUGAUACCCCGAAACAAGGACCUAAGAGCAAGCCUAUUGACAAAAAGGGGCGCAAGGGACUUUUCCAAGCCUUGGUUGAGCAACAAAAGAGCGAGGAAGACAAGCGGGCAAUGGAAAUGAUCUCCUGGCUUGGGCAGAAUGGAUUCCUGCAACCGACCUUAACUGCCCCGCAGCCGGAAGCUUAG